This is a messenger RNA of Exaiptasia diaphana, 1446 nucleotides long. RefSeq names its product rhodopsin. NCBI's taxonomy places the organism in Eukaryota, Metazoa, Cnidaria, Anthozoa, Actiniaria, Aiptasiidae. Gene Ontology annotation, biological process: G protein-coupled receptor signaling pathway. The transcript is spliced from 3 exons. The record is from RefSeq and is a predicted model, not a curated record. The coding region runs from base 1 to 1239 and encodes 412 amino acids. Gene Ontology annotation, cellular component: membrane. Gene Ontology annotation, molecular function: G protein-coupled receptor activity.
AUGAAUGAAGUUACACAGUCCAGUAUGYUAAGCAAUGCUACGUACACAGUUUACACUGUUUAUAUAGCUKCUCUUUUUGCAAUCAGUUUCCCAGUACAUUUAUUGAGUUUCAAAUUUCUUAUAAAGCAUAUACUUCAUCGCCAUAAAGCGAGRGAACUCAGUCCUUACUUGCUAAACAUUUGUACAGCWAACUUUGUUUCCUUGGUUAUUCAGUUUCCUAUCGUGUUUAUUGCUAGUAUGGAAAGAGGUUGGUCAACCCUCAGCCCCAUCGCGUGCUACAUCRCUGGAAUUACUUGCGGAACGUGUAGUACAGUAGUGAUCAUUACGUUAACGUUAAUGAGUGUAAAGCUUUUCCGUACGAUCGAAAAAGACCUCGRUAGUCACGAAUURAAYRCGAACAGUCGACGAACAAACCCUAUAAAGUUCGGWGCUACUUGGAUUAUCAGUCUUGURAUGUUCWUACCAACAACUUUCGGAUGGAAYUCAAUGGUUUCCGAUGGACCUCAUUGUUCACCUAACUGGCGUGUUGAUUCAAUACCAGAYGCAUCGUACUUGGUCGCUAUUGUUAUUGCAUCGUUUAUUGUUCCUUUGACGAUAUUCAUGCUCUAUUUCGUCAAAAUGACAAGAUACUUGAUGAGACAUCAUAACCACGARASUUACACAUUACACCAGAUGCGSCUACGAGUGCUUCAUAUUGAUGCUAGGAAUCUCAUCGGUGUAUUAACCCUUGUUUACAUGUUGCUGUGGUUACCCUACUGGUUUUAUGGCUUCUCGACCUUAUUUGGRAGGCAGACGAGCAAGAACGGUGACCUUGCCAUCAUACCGUGGUUGUGUAUAAGUUUAUCAGUCACAUACUUCCCUUUUAUGUAUGUAGCAGUGAAUAAAAGGUUCCGUCUAACACUAAUGUCAGUUCUUGGCUGUAAGAAGACUCAAAUAAAGCCAAGUAUAGAAGUGGAAAAGACUGAAACAUAUGAGGUGCUGUCGAACUCCGUAACACCAAGAGCUGGGUCUCCAAGCAUUCUAGUUCCAAGAUCACCGCUUGUGAACAGAGCCUUCAGGCUGUCCGUAUUUGAAGAUUAUGGAGAAGAUUUCCGACAACAAAAACCAUGGAGCAAUCAAGAACUGUAYACUCCAGCGGUUUCUCGUCUUAUUCGAUGCUCACUACAUGCGACUACGCACGAGUCAACAGAUGAAAGCAGCUACUACGGAMGAACACGUAGAAAUACAACCAUUACAUGAUAAAUAAACCUUUCCACGUUUUAUUGGUUGGAAAUGAUUUCAAAAUGGCAAGUCUUUCACAAGGUGUGGUCUGGCACGUGGAUAGUACUCCCUGUCCUCCCUUAAUUUCAACUUACAUCAUUUUUAUAGGUAAUUCGAAUUUGAACUAUGAUUUUGAAUUGUUCUUUGUCAAUAAGGGAAUUGAUAAUAGCCGACUUGCGAAUUACG